AGUGCAUUUUCUGUCAAAGUGUCAAACAACCAUCAUCACCAUCGCACUGCAGCGAAAGAAGGCAAAAAACGUCGAUAUUCAGGAAAGUCGUGAUUUGUGCAGGGAUUUUGGGGAGGAAAUUUACUCGUAAUUUGGCUUGGAAAGCGGGUUUCGAAAGGGCUAAGAGACCGAUCAGCAGCCUAAGAGCAUGGACUCCUCGGCAAUGUCGCUGAAAUCCACGGAGGACAUUCCGCUGGCGGACGACGAUCUGGAAGUGAUCAUCAACGACGAUGACAGCUCCAAGUACAUGCAGAACGGGCGCUCGCUGGACUCGAUCGCCAGCUCGUACACCAACGGCAACUCCAGCCCGCGGCACUUCCUCGAGGGCGGCGAGUGUCCAGAUCCGGACGAGCAGGAGGAACGCGCCCGGCUCAUUUCGCAGGUGCUGGAGCUGCAGAACACGCUGGACGAUCUGUCGCAGCGGGUCGAGAGCGUCAAGGAGGAGAACCUGAAGCUGCGCUCGGAAAACCAGGUCCUCGGCCAGUACAUCGAGAACCUGAUGUCGGCUUCGUCCGUCUUUCAGGCCACGAACCAGCAGGGCCAGGCGUCCGGUUCCGGCUCGUCGUCCUCGUCGCAGAAGAAAAAGUAAGCUUUUCUCGACACCUCGAAUCGCAGACCAAAGAAUUCUCAAACGCAGCAGAAGACAGAGAAAGCAAAAAAAACUCGUUCGAUUUCGUUUACGCGCAGGAUAACAACACACAAAAAAAGUCCGUUUUAUUUACAUACUCACAACUAGAGAUUCGUCGCGUGCGCGCGCGCUGGUGCUAGGCAAUUGCGAACAAAAAAAAAACACACGAAACAAAACGCUUUGUAAAGACACACUCAACAUAAACACACACAGAACAGACACAGACUUGUAGAAGAGAUUCGCGGAAUCGCGCUUAUUUUUGCCCGUAAGAUAUAAAUCAAAAAA
Messenger RNA from Culex quinquefasciatus (southern house mosquito), 952 nucleotides. Its product is annotated as short coiled-coil protein homolog. Gene Ontology annotation, cellular component: trans-Golgi network. The record is from RefSeq and is a predicted model, not a curated record. Lineage: Eukaryota; Metazoa; Arthropoda; Insecta; Diptera; Culicidae. The transcript is spliced from 2 exons. Bases 188 to 628 code for a protein of 146 amino acids.